AUGGUCGCCUCUGCAGACGAGAUCCUCUCUCGGGGGACCACCUCUGUGGGCAACGCCCUUGUCCCGAUCUUGGAGGGGGAUGCGACUCCACCUGACGAGCUCGACCAGCCUCAUAUGGUCCCUCUGAUGCGAUGGCAUGAUCGGUGGUGGUACCUUGUUGACACAUUCAUUUCCACCAACCAAGGCCAAGCCAUUUUGCUCGUGGUUGUGUGUGUGGUGAUGGCAUUUUCGUUGGGACCGAUUGUCCAGGUAGCAGGACACAAUCCGUACGGGGACUCUGUCUGGCGCGUGUGGACGUACAUGACGGACACGGGCACCCAGAACCACGCAGAAACGCACGAGCAAAAAGCGGUCGCGUUUUUCCUGACUAUCAUCGGGUUUGUGUACUUUGCAGUCGUUGUAGCGUUCGUGGUCGAUUCGAUCCGGGAAAAGAUGGACCAGCUCAAGCACGGCCGCACGACUGUCGUCGAGAUUAACCACACGCUCCUGCUGGGGUGGUCGGACAAGGCGAUUCCGUUCAUUCAGGAGAUUUGCCACGCCAACGAAAGCGAAGGUGGGGGCGUGGUCGUGGUCCUGGCAGACAUGAGCAACGAGCGUAUGGCUGCCACCUGCGAUUCCCAAUUACCCACGCGGCUGGGAACGCGAGUGAUCUACCGAACGGGAAACCCCCUGCUUGUUACAGACCUCAACAUGGUGUCGGCGCACACAGCCCGCAGCAUUUGCAUUUUGGGCACCGACCACGACUCUGGGAAAAGUGACGCCAACCUCUUGCGUGUCAUCCUCGCCAUCGAUAGCCUUCCAGAGGUGAAGGGCCACGUGGUUGCUGACACGAGCGACAUUGACAACGAUGCGCUGAUUCAGUUGGUCGGGGGGGCCAACUUGGAAACCCUCGUAUCGAAUGACAUCAUGGGGCGAUUGAUUGUCUUGUGCAGUCGAUCGCCAGGGCUGGCCAAAGUGUACGCCACCCUGUUGGGGUUUUCUGGCAACGAAUUCUACUUUGAAGUGUGGCCGGAAUGCGUGGGCGUUCCAUUUGCCCUGCUGACCCACUGGUUCCGCGAUGCCAUCCCCAUCGGGUACCGAGACGUCAAAGGACAUGUGCACUUGCUGCCUGCCAUGGGGCAUCGCAUGCAGCCUGGUGAGGCACUUCUCGUGCUCGCAGAAGACAAUGACUCGUAUAAACCAAAAGCGCCCGACACAGCCAGUCCCACUACAACCCCUACUUCAAUGCCCACCCCCAAAACCCGCCAGAAGAUUCUAGUCUGCGGAUGGCGACGGGAUCUCCGCGACAUGUUGCGCCUCUUGGAUACGUUGUCCGCACCAGGCACGGUGGUGUACUUAUUAAACGAAGUAUCGGUCGAGGCGCGGGUGGCCAUGUUACUGGACGACGGAAUGGACGUGAGUUCCCUGUCCAACAUCUCGCUGGUGCAUUUAGAAGGCAAUGCCGCUGUCCGGCGCCAUGUCAGUCCGAUCCAAUUGCACGAUUUUGACUCGUACAUUGUCGUGUGCGAUGCAUCGAGGGAGAGCGAUAUCCUCGCGAGUGACUCGCACGUGUUGGCGACGGUGCUGGUGCUGCGGAGUGUCGAGAUCGAACAGCAAUCCUACCGCACCAAGCAAUUGUUUGUCCAUUCUGAGGUCGCCGAGUUACAACAACGCCAGCGAAAGAUACCGUGCAUUGCCGAAGUGCUGGACCCGCGCACCCAAAAAACCAUCCUCCAAAAUAAACAGAUCCGGGACAGCAGUGAGUUUGUCCAAACCAACGAACUGAUCAGUCGCAUGCUGGCGAUGGUGUGUGAGAACCGCCACGUCAAAGGCAUACUGGACGAACUGCUCAGCGGAAAGGGGGCGACGCUGGACGUCGUGCCCGCCUCCCGGUAUUUGCUCGACAAGCACGAACGAAUCAGCUUCCACGACCUCGUCCUGCGCGCCCAGCAAAUGGACGAAAUUGUGUGCGGAUUCCAGCCGCACAUGUCGUCCAGCUACGCCGACGAGCCCACGCAGCUCAACCCAUCAGACAAGACCGGCGUUUAUUCGUAUUGGGACAAGAUGGACUUAGUCAUAUUGUGCGAAGGCAGACGGGAGAAAAACGUCAAGCGCAUGCAGUUGGCGUGCACCGCGCUGUGGCAAGUGUUGGCGCACAAGCACGGUCGCGAUGCCAUCAAUGAACAAGGCGGCGGCGACACGCCAGCUCAAGACGACGAGGUUCAGGUCAUUCCACGGCUGGAAGACUUGGCAAUGCACAGCAGCUUUCGGCACUUGAAACAGUCCAGUCACACGGCAACUUCUUCGUUCUGUGGGAGGUGGGGCUCUAUGCCCCCCGACACGCAGCUGCUCCAGGGGUCCAGCGAUACAAUCCGGAGACAACAACAGCGUUACAACGCUGUGACACCGUGGCUAAGCACGCAAGCACCUGACCGCCGCAUGUUUCGACGACCGAUCAAGGCAAGAUUGACAGAGUUGUGGGGCAUGACUGAGGAGAUAGAAGACGUCGUGGCCGGGUUGGGUCUACCAGGACGACAAGUGUCGUAUUUAUGA
Messenger RNA from Aphanomyces astaci, 2532 nucleotides. RefSeq lists its product as hypothetical. The record is from RefSeq and is a predicted model, not a curated record. The transcript is spliced from 10 exons. Gene Ontology annotation, biological process: monoatomic ion transport. Bases 1 to 2532 code for a protein of 843 amino acids. Lineage: Eukaryota; Oomycota; Saprolegniomycetes; Saprolegniales; Verrucalvaceae.